This is a messenger RNA of Saccostrea echinata, 1844 nucleotides long. Its product is annotated as putative chitinase. Gene Ontology annotation, biological process: carbohydrate metabolic process; chitin catabolic process. Lineage: Eukaryota; Metazoa; Mollusca; Bivalvia; Ostreida; Ostreidae. The record is from RefSeq and is a predicted model, not a curated record. The transcript has 9 exons. Gene Ontology annotation, cellular component: extracellular region. The coding region runs from base 87 to 1502 and encodes 471 amino acids. Gene Ontology annotation, molecular function: chitin binding; chitinase activity.
AUAAAUAUGAAAUUCUGUACAUCAUUUCCUGUGUAGUUUAAUGGCGACUCUAUUUUAGCACUAGUGUGAGAACAUAACGUAAGGAGAUGAACACAUACACAAUACUGAGUCUUUUCAUCGCUGUGAUUUCACUAGCUUUUGUUCAAGGACAGCACUUCAAGCGGUUCUGUGUCUACAAUGGUUUUGCGAUAGCACGUGAUGGAGCUCAUGGAUUACAACCGGAAGACAUCGACCCCUUUAUGUGUACCCAUAUCGUCUUCUCCUUCGCUGAAAUCGACGAGACGGGAAUCCGGCUAAAAGACCCUGAUCACUUUGAAGAAAAUUAUUUAUACCAAAGAAUAAUUCGUCUGAGAAAGUUGAAUCAUCGUCUCAACAUGAUUUUGUCUGUUGGGGGUUGGGACAAAGGGGGAGAAGGAUUUUCGAGACUCGUUUCUUCUCGAGAAAACAUGCUAAAGUUUACCAAGUGGGUUAUUAUAUAUCUAAGACGCUUUGACUUUGAUGGUCUCGAUUUCGAUUGGCAGUUCCCAGCACUGAGAGAAAGUAAUCUGCAGGACAAGAAAAGAUUCGCUGAUCUCUGUGAUGUGAUUGCCCUUGAAUUUGAUAUCGAGGAAAUCCCAGACAUUAAGUGGAAACUGACAUUUACCCUGACAUUUCAUCCUCUGUUACCAGUGAUGCAUUUCGGUUAUGAUAUACCCCGUUUGUCAAGUAAGGCCCACUACAUCAAUUUAAAAAUGUAUGAUCUCUACGGUCACUGGGAUGACCCAAUGUUGGCAAGACAUCACAGCGCACUGGUAGGACCUAAAGGUUUCAAUAAUGUUGAAGAUUUGGUGGCUUUGUGGGAGCAAAAAGGGGUUCCAGCCCACAAGAUGAUUGUGGGGAUUCCAUUCUUUGGUCGAUCAUAUCGCUUGGAAAACACCGCUAUGUCGAUGCCUGGAGCUCCUGUCAUUGGGCCUGGAUCCGACAAUGGAGACGGAAUACCAAUCAAACAUCUCUGCCAUCUUAUAAGGAGUGGAUUGAAUGAAAGUUUCAUUCCUUCUCAACAAGUGCCUUACCUUGUUCAAGGCGAUGAAUGGAUAGGCUACGAUAAUCAAAGAAGCGUUAUGAAUAAGGCAGCCUUUGUCUUCGACAAAGCUUUGGCUGGCGUUUUGCUCUACUCUCUGGAUAUGGAUGAUCAUUCAGGGGCUUGUGGUGCAGGGAAGUUUCCACUGACAAUGUCUGUCAUCAACGGACUACAGGCAUACAUGUUGUAUGUGCAGCGUAAAAACAUGGCCAUUGGAGAGAUCUACCGAACCAAAAUCAAUAGCGCUCGUGUGUCUAGGCGAGCAUACUUAAUGGCGGGAAAAAAGCACAUGGUGGAGAAAAUGGAUGCCAAAAUUAUCAGUCUCCAAAAAGAGCAAGAAGUCGCUAUGGGCAAGAUGACGGCUCAAGUGGCUAGUGUUCAGGCCAUGAUGAAUAAACCAUUUGAACUUCCUCCUGUCAAUAAGAGAUCAUUUACAUGGUAGAUGACAGAUAUUUUCAAAUAAUUUAUUCUCCAUGUAAUAUAAAAUGUUUUUUAUUGUGAAUUCUUAUCACAAUUUGUUUUGGUCGAUAGAGUAUUGUAAUAUUUCUCUGAUGACGGUACCUGUUGUACGACAGGUCAAAUUGCUGACAAUCAGCUGUCUCUCUCAAACAUCUAAUUUCAAUAAUAUUCGGCAUAAAUGAGCAAUACUUGGGAUUAGAAAAACUAUAAACAGUUCUGUCAUUUGAUGUUGUCAAUACUUAUAUGUGUAUUUUUCAUUGGUGUUACUUUUUUCGAGGAUAAGGAUACAAUUUGAAGAUUAAAGAAUGUCUACAAAAUUAUUAAA